Molecule: messenger RNA, 783 nt
Organism: Cetraspora pellucida
Lineage: Eukaryota; Fungi; Glomeromycota; Glomeromycetes; Diversisporales; Gigasporaceae
Source: the annotation of a GenBank genome assembly
AUGUUUCUUAAAGCUGAAUUGGUAAAUAUAAAGGUUGAAUUAGAUUCUAAGAUUAGUGAGCUUGAGCAUCUAAAAUCAGAGGAUAUUUUGGUAUCUGUGGUUAGUAGAGAUAGUAAAAAAAAUAUAUCAAAGUCUAGACCCAAAAAGGAAGAGGCUAAGUCUCGCUCUGCAUCAUUAUUGCUUUGCAAUAAUAAUAUCUCUGCAGUUAGUGAAACUAGCAAAAAUCUUAAAAACCAAUUUCAAGAGAUAAAGAAUGUGACUCUAAUUAGAUCUCAUAAUAUUACAAUAGAAAGGAGUGAGGAAUUACCUAUUAUAGCAUUAGAUGCUAGCACGGUUAAUAAAUAUCAAACUACUUUUAUUAAAAAAGAGAGUUAUGGAUUUCCAAUCUGUCAUGCAAAAAACUUAAAGACAGAAUUAUCUCCAAUAAAACUUUUCCUUAUGAAUAUUGAUGAGGCUACAAAGCAUGCUUCAUCAUGCUGUAUUGGGCAUCUAGCAAUUAACAAAGCUGAAUAUAUAUAUAAAAAGAAAAAGUGUGGAUCUAGAUAUAUGCAGUAUGAUAAUUUGAUAGUUUGUGAAUACCAUUCUGAUGAACCAAAAUGGGCUUUCAUUAGAUAUAUGCAUGAAAGAAUUGCAAGUAAUCCAAAAGCAUCAUAUUAUAAAAAUAUUAAGUUUAGUUAUAUCUCAUCUGAAAAAAUUCCUAGUGUAAAAUCUUUCUUUCCUGAAAGAAGUACUGUUAUUAUCUUUGAAGAUUUAUGUGUUGCCUUUGAGUCUAUACAAAAUUGA